Cyprinus carpio (common carp) is the source of this 802-nucleotide messenger RNA. RefSeq names its product coiled-coil domain-containing protein 127-like. The record is from RefSeq and is a predicted model, not a curated record. Lineage: Eukaryota; Metazoa; Chordata; Actinopteri; Cypriniformes; Cyprinidae.
AGUCCAAAUGAAUAACCUGAAUGAUCCUCAGGACUGGAAUAUAAGGCCAGAAAGGCAGGGUGAUGGUGGUGGUGACAGCAGGUGGAACUAUGCCCUCCUGAUGCCCAUGCUGGGACUCGCUGCCUUUCGAUGGAUCUGGUCCAAGCAGUUUCAAAAGCAAAUUGAAGAGGCCAAGGUCAUGAUCAGAAAGGAAUUGGUUAACCAGAAUGAGCAAAUUGAGGAGGCAAAGAUCAAGUUCCAAAACAACAUGGCUUACCAGAAAGAGCAACUUGAGAAAGAACGUUCCAACAUUAGGUUGGAACAUGAAGCUGGAAAAUACCAAACAUCGAUAUUGUUUCACAACACCCUGGAAACUGAAAAAGAGCAAGAAGGAAGAGCUUUAAGGCUUCUGGAGGACGUAGAGUACAGGCUGGUGAAAAGGCAAGAGAUGUUUUGCAGUAAAAUGGUGCAUUCUUCAUGGAGGGUUGUAAUGGAGAAGGAACUAUUGGCUUAUAUAGCCAAAGAGCCCCUUCUUGCAGAUCUGAAGAUGGAAAACGGUCUCAAGGAUAUUUUUCAGAAUGAUAGCCACUGUGCUGAGAUUCACAACACAAAUCCCCGGAAGAAUGGAUGUCUGAUGUGGCUGUAUCUCAGCUACUGGAAGCUGCAGCUCAGUCUUCAAUCACACAAGAAAGCUGAGGCUGCUGUACUCAACACACAGACAAAAAAGUAAGAGAGCAGAAAUGAAUCUAUAUCACUAAAAUGAUGUUUUAAAAGAUUGUCAAUAAAGUUAAUUAGAUUCAAUUUUGUGUUAUAUUGGUUACUU